GAGGAAACUGCAUCUUCAGUAUCUCUGGUACGUAUUACUACUAAUCAAACUAACAACCAAGUGCGUGCCUAAUUACUUCUAACCACCACGACCUAAUCGAGGUCCUUAGUAUGUUGUGAGUACGAGAUACAGAUAGCUGUAUCGAUCCUGGUUCUUCGUUUCUGUCUUUUGUCACAGAUAAGCUGCACAGACAGCAGCGAUGUUAUCUGUGCGUAAGUGGUGGGAGGCGGAUGCCACAGCUGAUCUCCUGGAUCCCUAUGGAACCCUCGAAGACGAUGACUUCUUCGACCAUGUUGAGCAAUCGCGGCUUCCGGUUGUGGGCAAUCAGGUAUCAAGAUACUACUUAAAUAAAAAUACCAAUACAUUAUAGUGUGAUGUGAAGACUCACCAAGAUCUUAGAUUGAAACCUACUUCUCUUCUCUGUAGUCUUGAGGCCUCGAAAAUUUUCUUAUGGGAUAGUAGAUCCUUCUUUGUGUUUAUCUUAUUGUACAAAAAUCACAUCUCGUGAGUCGUGAAGUUGCUCGGUAUGCUUCCAAUCAACCUCUGAACAAAGGUGUUAGUCGACGGUUUUAUGCAAGGACGGCGGCCUCAGCAAGAUGCGACUCCUGCGACGCAGCCCACGCCUGCCAGCGAUUCCGGUUGGGUCUACAGCAUAUCAGAUGAGAACUCUGCAUCUACCCCCAAAGGCCGCACAUCAUCCGACAAUUCACAGAAAGACAUCGAUGAACAGGAUGAGAAGGUUGAUUUUUUUUAGAAUGUGCUAGAUUCAUUUUGAUGUGCUAUUUUGAUUGUUGAAGUUUGCUUGAGCACAAUGAUUCAGUGUACUUUAUAGUAUGGAGCACCACACUCACUGUAUGUGUAUGUCAUGCACAUUUAUUUCUGUUGCACCUUUAUCUUACAACUACUUCGGACACAGAUUAUCGCAAUCCUAUCUGCCGAACGAGCUACGCGCGAGAAAAUGCGGGCGCGAAAAUACAUCUUGACAGAUAAUGGAUACGUGACCCAAGCACCGGAAGUUUCAACUAGUGGUGCAGUACUAGGUGUGGGCACGACAUGUUCUUUAUCCGAUCGCACAGCGGUCAUCAGCUACGGUCCUUUUGUACCUCCAGCUUUCCCACCCGCUGCUGUCCAGUCCAGUACCGAGAAUAGCAGCCACACUUACACUGGCUCGUCGACAAGACUACUACCUGCCGAAAGUCGAUCUGCACCGCAAGUAGUGCAAAAGCAAAGCAGCUCUUCUGCUUCUUCUUCAUCAACAAGUGCAGCAGGAUUGGCAACAGCCUCAUCGCGUGAGAAGAAUGUUACCUCAGUAGCUUCCUCCUCGACAACGUCAACUACAUCUUCAUCAAGCGAGAUGACGCCAAGUAGACGGUCCUCCGCUACUUCUUCUUCAAAUACUGCACUUCGUCCAGGUGCAGCGAUCGGUGGUGCGCAGUACCUUCCCGGUUCACCAGACGGUGCGCGACACAGGACCCGCAGUCGCUUGCUUAGUGUCAGAAGUAGUCCGGGUCUAGAUACGCAGCUACGAAAAGGCGGAAUAAUUCCUCUACUCCAUGUUACGGAAGACGAGGUUGAGUCCAGUACUCACGAUUUUUCGACGAAAACCACUUCUACGACCACUUCUUCCUCAUCAGGUGGUCCCGUUUUCUUGACAGCAACCAAUAAAGCCAACUACAAGCGGAAUAAUCACGUAGUGCGGCUGGACCUCGACGAGCACGACCGGACUAGUGCACGAGGAGAGGAAGCAGGAGGCCAGCAAGAUAACGACCAGUAUCUCAUCUCAAGUCGAAACCUGAAGCGGCGUGGCUCACCCCUAGAUAGCGUUCCAAGAACGAGGGUUGCAUCUGCCAGGAAUAAUCACUCGUGAUAGAUCGAUGUGACGAAGAUACCUACGAUAGUAUAGACUUUUUUAAGAUUUAGAUAUUCCUUGAAAUCACACCACUUUCUCAUGAUUAAAUGUUUAAUCUUGAUAUCAUUAUAGAUACGAACUACAACUAUCAAAGUUUGAUAAUCAUGAUUUUAGAUCAAACACAUAGAUGCAUAUAAAAGACAGGGAUGGAACUGCAGAAAUUGGGAUAAGUACGUACCCUAUGUACACCGACUGGGCUAUCAGUUGUAUUAGAUUUUUGUGGAUAUUAUCUUAUCCUUCGUGUACUUGGCUAAGACGUGUAAGCUUGGUAGAGAACUCUUGGUUCAUAUUCAUUGAGACAAACAUGUAAUGCGAUUUUGUGACUAGAAUGUGUACGAAUUUUAUGACUAAGAAGUUGUUGUGUACGACAUUAUGAAACUGCAAUGCAGUCAUAUCGAAGAUAGGUUACCAGAUUAUACUUGUGAAUAAAAAUGAUGAAGAGGUGACACUGAU
This is a messenger RNA of Amoebophrya sp. A25, 2362 nucleotides long. NCBI's taxonomy places the organism in Eukaryota, Dinophyceae, Syndiniales, Amoebophryaceae. The record is from the annotation of a GenBank genome assembly.